This is a messenger RNA of Penicillium antarcticum, 291 nucleotides long. RefSeq lists its product as uncharacterized. The coding region runs from base 1 to 291 and encodes 96 amino acids. The record is from RefSeq and is a predicted model, not a curated record. NCBI's taxonomy places the organism in Eukaryota, Fungi, Ascomycota, Eurotiomycetes, Eurotiales, Aspergillaceae. The transcript is spliced from 2 exons.
AUGCUCGUCGGGUUGCCCUGGACCUCUGAUAAUCAAGAUGCAGAGCCAAACUAUACCAAAACACAGGGCACAAAUGCACCGGAUGCCUGUGUUCUCGGAAAAACCGAGAAGAGAUAUGCGUAUGCGUUGGUUGGAAAUCGGCAGGGUCGUAUUGACGAGGGGCAACAGCUUUGGCGGGCUGAACCGCUGGAAUUCUCGCUGGAGUCUGAGCUUGAACAUUGCGGAAUAAAAAGCCUCGAUUUCCCAGCUGUUGUCAAGCACACCAAAGACGUUGUUUCGGUAGAUAAGUAG